This is a messenger RNA of Ochotona curzoniae (black-lipped pika), 2389 nucleotides long. Its product is annotated as solute carrier organic anion transporter family member 1B3-like. Gene Ontology annotation, biological process: sodium-independent organic anion transport; transmembrane transport. Bases 151 to 2226 code for a protein of 691 amino acids. The transcript is spliced from 15 exons. Lineage: Eukaryota; Metazoa; Chordata; Mammalia; Lagomorpha; Ochotonidae. Gene Ontology annotation, molecular function: protein binding. Gene Ontology annotation, cellular component: membrane. The record is from RefSeq and is a predicted model, not a curated record.
UGAUUGACAGAACUUGCUUAAAGUGGUCCGUCACCAGCUGUGGUGCCCGAGGAACUUGUCGGUUAUAUAACUCUGUGUUAUUUGGGUGAUCCCGUCUAAUCAAACCUCAACAACAACUGGAAACAUUGCCGUCAUUUCCAUAUUUCCAUCAUGGACCAAAAUCAACCCACUACCGCAACAGAGGCAAAACCUUCAAAGAAACAGAGAGGAAGAUUCUGUGAUGCAUUCAAGAUGUUCCUGGCAGCUCUGUCUCUGAGCUACAUCUGUAAGGCUCUAAGUGGAACCAUAAUGAAAAGUUCCAUCACUCAGAUAGAACGGAGAUUUGACAUAUCCUCUUCCGUUGCUGGUGUAAUUGAUGGAGGCUUUGAAAUCGGAAGUUUGUUUGUGAUUCUAUUUGUAAGUUAUUUUGGAUCUAAACUACACAGACCGAAGAUCAUUGGCAUUGGAUCUCUUAUAAUGGGAGCCGGAAGUAUUUUAACAGCUUUACCACAUUUCUUCAUGGGCUAUUACAGAUAUUCUAUGGAAGAAUAUAGCAAUUCAUCAGAGAGUUCAACUUCGAACUUCACAACCUGUUCAGCCUAUGAGAGUCCAUCCUUCAAUGGAACAGCACCUGAAAUAACGGGAAAAGGUUGUGGAAAGGAAUCUGGGUCCAACAUGUGGAUGUACGUCCUGAUGGGGAACAUGCUUCGUGGAAUAGGUGAAACCCCUAUCGUCCCACUGGGCAUCUCUUACAUUGAUGAUUUUGCUAAAGAAGGAACUUCUUCCUUUUAUUUAGGUACUUUGAAUGCAAUAGGGAUGAUUGGCCCAAUCAUUGGCUUCGUAUUGGGAUCUCUGUUUGCCAAAAUGUAUGUGGAUAUUGGAUUUGUGGAUCUGAGCACUAUCAGAAUAACUCCUAAGGACGCUCGUUGGGUUGGUGCUUGGUGGCUUGGUUUCCUUGUGGCUGGAACUUUAUCCAUUAUCUCUUCCAUUCCAUUCUUCUUCCUGCCCAAAAAUCCCAAUGAACCAGAGGAAAAAAGGAAGGCUUCAAAAUCCGUGUAUGUGCUCAAAACAAAUGAAGACAAGAGCCAAGCUGCUAGUCUGACCGGCCAUGGACAAACAGUUACUGGAACCGUGACAGGUUUCUUCACAUCUUUGAAAAGCAUAAUUACCAAUCCUCUAUAUGUUUUAUUCUUGUUUGUGACAUUGAUUCAAUUCAGCAGCUUUAUUGGUUCUGUAACUUAUGUCUUCAAAUACGUAGAGCAGCAGUAUGGUCAGUCCGCAUCUCAGGCCAACUUUGUGCUUGGACUCGUAACCAUACCUACUCUUGCAACUGGGAUGUUUACAGGAGGAUAUAUCAUCAAAAAAUUCAAGUUUACCCUGGUUGGAAUUGCCAAAUUUUCAUUCUCUACCUCUGUAUUGUCUUUCUUAUUUUUUCUAUCACAGUUUGCGCUAAUCUGUGAGAACAAACCAGUGGCUGGCCUAACCUUGACCUAUGAUGGAAAUUAUCCAGUGACAUCUCAUCUAGAUGUGCCACUCUCCCAUUGCAACUCAGAUUGCAACUGUGACAAAAGUCAAUGGGAACCUGUCUGUGGCAGCAAUGGAGUAACAUACACAUCCCCCUGUCUCGCAGGCUGCAAAUCCUUCAGUGGCCACACAAAGCCAACUGUGUUUCACAACUGUACUUGUGUGGAAGAAGCUGGUCUCCAGAAGAGGAACUUCUCAGCCUCCUUGGGGGAAUGCCCACGGGGCGCUGACUGCACAAGGAAGUACCACAUUUACUUGGCUAUGCAGGUUCUUAGUAGUUUUUGCGCGGCCUGUGCAGGCCCUGCAUUUAUCCUGCUGAUUGUUGGAGUUGUUCAGCCUGAAUUGAAGUCACUUGCAAUGGGUUUCCACUCACUGAUGAUUCGGACACUAGGAGGGAUUCCAGCUCCAGUAUACUUUGGGGCUCUGAUUGAUAGAACUUGCUUAAAGUGGUCCGUCACCAGCUGUGGUGCCAGAGGAACUUGUCGGUUAUAUAACUCUGUGUUAUUUGGAAACAGAUUUCUGGGCUUGUCUACAUUCUUAAAAUCCCUAGCACUUAUUUUAUACGUUGUGCUCAUUUCUGUCAUGAAGAAAACAGUUAAAGGAAAAAGUACCAAGUCAACAGAAAAUGGAAAGAAGGCUUUGGAUGAUGCAAACUUAGAAUCCUUAAGCAGCAAUGGACGUUCUGCACCUUCUGCUGGAGCAGACGGAGAGACACAUAUUUAAGGGAUGACAAAAAGAACCCUUCUGCUGCAGUUCCACUCAACACAAUGGUGACACACCAAGAUGUCAUUUUCAAGCAGUUCCUGGUCCUUCAUGGAGAAUUCUACCACUUUUACAGUUUAUAGAACAAUGAAUCACAAUUAACGAGCCCAUUCAUUUAUAAUGA